AUGAUAUUAGCUGAUUUUAUUCCACAAACAACUUUAUUGCAAUUACCCAAUGACAUGAAUGACAUAAAUCCCACUGAUGAGCUUACCAAGUUGUCGACAACGUCGUCAUCCGACAUACAAACGGCUGAAAAGGAGCCUUAUCUGAUAUCCCCAAUCAAAAUUCCACUGACAUCAUUUCAACCUCUUCUGGCCGCUUCACCCGACUUUAUUCUGACUAAUGAAUGCACUAGACGAAGAAAUAGACUUGUUUUAAUUGAUAAUCAGUUGCAAACAAUAGAGCAGCGUAUACCCAAAACAGAUGCUCUGCUUGAUGCAAUAUGGUAUGAAAAGAAACAGCAAUUCCUACUUCGGACUGUAUCAAGUAUAUUCUCAUAUGAUGCAAUAACUGGCAAUAUGAAGCUCAUACAAGGUUUUACACCCACUGAAAACAAAGAGAUGAAAUGUUUUAACUUCCUGAACUCUUCAGUACUAUUAGUUGCAUAUGAUGAAUGGAAUGCCCAAUAUAUUGAAAAAUGGCAACAAGAUGAUACUGAUGAAAAUUGGAAGCUUACUGACAAAUUACCUUUAAAUUUAACGAACAAUGAAUUUAUCGGAAAUAUGAUAACAGUCAUUGAAAAUGAUUGUUCAUACAUUGUGAUAACAAUUUAUAAUGAUUUACUUGAACAUUGGCGAUUGGAAAUUCGUCCUAUAGAAACAUUUCUGUGUGUCAAAGCAAUUAUUCUUCCUGGUUCUAACCCUACGUAUGAUUACAAAAUACUGUCUUUGCAAGAUAAUGUAUCAAACAUUAAAUUCCUUGUGUACUCUUCACAGAAUUCCAACAUUAUAGCCAUUGACUCACAUUGGGAAAAAAUACUGUUAAAUUACAAGUAUCCUGUUCAACGGAUGGUAUUAUUUUCAAAAAAUCAAUGGAUUAUUUAA
This is a messenger RNA of Adineta ricciae, 918 nucleotides long. Lineage: Eukaryota; Metazoa; Rotifera; Eurotatoria; Adinetida; Adinetidae. The record is from the annotation of a GenBank genome assembly.